Messenger RNA from Scophthalmus maximus (turbot), 1663 nucleotides. RefSeq names its product proteasome 26S subunit, non-ATPase 8 (gene psmd8). NCBI's taxonomy places the organism in Eukaryota, Metazoa, Chordata, Actinopteri, Pleuronectiformes, Scophthalmidae. The transcript is spliced from 7 exons. Gene Ontology annotation, biological process: proteasome-mediated ubiquitin-dependent protein catabolic process. Bases 1 to 960 code for a protein of 319 amino acids. Gene Ontology annotation, cellular component: nucleus; proteasome regulatory particle, lid subcomplex; proteasome regulatory particle. The record is from RefSeq and is a predicted model, not a curated record.
AUGGUUUGGCAAGUCGUUCACCCAGCGCUCCGCGCCGAAAGCCGCCAUUUUGAUCUGCCGUCUGUCGCGGGGGGGGGAAACACACCAUGGCAACACGAGUGUUUUUACGACAGUCAUUUAACGUAUUACGGUGGCCGGUGUCGUACAUUUUGCAGAAUCACCAUGGCGUUGAAAGAGACUGCGGGGCUCUACGAAACACUCAAAGGAGAGUGGAACAAGAAGAACCCAAACCUGAGUAAAUGCGGAGAACUUCUGAGCAAACUGAAGGUUUCAUUACUGGGGCUGAACUUUUUACCGACCAGUGGGUCUGUACUCACCAAACAGCAGCUCAUUUUAGCCCGAGAUGUCCUUGAAAUUGGAGCCUUGUGGAGCAUCCUGAAGAAGGACAUCCCGUCUUUUGAGAGAUACAUGGCCCAGCUGAAAUGUUACUACUUUGAUUACAAAGAGGAGCUGCCUGAAGCUGCCUACAUGCACCAGUUGCUUGGACUGAACCUGCUCUUCCUGCUCUCGCAGAACCGCGUGUCCGAGUUCCACACAGAACUUGAGAGACUGAGUGCGCGAGAUAUUCAGACCAACAUCUACAUCAAACACCCAGUCUCCUUAGAGCAGUACUUGAUGGAGGGAAACUACAACAAGGUUUUUCUUGCCAAAGGCAACAUUCCUGCUGAGAGCUACACAUUUUUUAUAGAUAUUCUGCUUGAUACAAUUCGUGAUGAGAUCGCCGGUUGCAUAGAGAAAGCAUAUGAGCAGAUCCAGUUCGGUGAAGCCACACGUGUGCUUUUCUUCAGUUCCCCCAAAAAGAUGACAGAGUAUGCCAAGAAGAGGGGAUGGAGUCUGAGCCCAGAUGGCUAUUACUCGUUUACCAGUCAGCAGCAACGGACAGAAGAGGUGACCAUUCCCUCAACUGAGCUGGCACAACAGGUCAUCGAAUAUGCACGACAGCUGGAAAUGAUUGUGUAAUCCGCCCCCAGGAACACAGUCCACCGUGUACAGACACACUCAGACGCACACGACGCUGAUCCAGUAUACAUCCAGUCGGCUCAAAUGCAGUAUCCCUCUGGGUUAUGACUUCAUUUAUUGCCAGUGUGGUUGAUUUGUUGUCCAAACCAAUUGGCAUUUUUUUUCCUGUAUUCCUGUAUUCCUAUCUGCAGAUCUUCUGCCGAGCAGUUUGCUGUCGUUUUGAAACAUGGGGGAACAAAACUAAAAGUACCAAAUCUGGUCCUGUUCAGCAGCAUAUCUACUUUUAUUUAAAGACAUUCAAGGGUUUAAAUAUUACAUCUAAUUACUUUGGUCAAUAUGCCACAUGUCCAACAUUAAAAUUGAUGUUGUCAUGGGUCAUUCCCAGCUAGUGACCAAAAAACAACUUCAAGUCAAGCUACAUUUAAAGAACGUUCAUUACAACCACCGCCCUGUGACUUUGCCUUUCAGUGUCACACAAAACAACCAUCACAACUCAGCAUAUUUUUCUCGUUUAAACAAAGUUCAAUUUCUCAUUAGUUGAGCUCCCAGAAAUGUAUUACCCUUGCCUUGUAUCCUAGCAACUGAAAGAAUUGCCACUGAAGUUUGUGUUUUCUAAAUGGUGAUGCCUCCUCCCAGAUGGUUUGUAAUCCAGUUGAUCUUACAAUGGAAGUCUUUGUCUGCAAUAAAUGAUUUCGAGAGUAAA